This is a messenger RNA of Salpingoeca rosetta, 1664 nucleotides long. RefSeq lists its product as uncharacterized. The record is from RefSeq and is a predicted model, not a curated record. Bases 59 to 1528 code for a protein of 489 amino acids. NCBI's taxonomy places the organism in Eukaryota, Choanoflagellata, Craspedida, Salpingoecidae. The transcript has 17 exons.
AUGACAGUGAGCGACGUUGCCAUCCACUGGAUGCCCUUGAUUGAGUCGAUGGAGCAGAAUGUUGGUAACAUUGGCAAGAUGCUGCUCGUGGCGGGACAGAGCGAAUGCUUUCAAAAGGUACACCUGGAAGCUGAAGAGAGGAAGGGAGACGCUGCUCCGGCACAAGGAUGAUGGUGACAUGAGCUUCAUGUCUGCCGAAGAGAAUGAACUCUUUGACACAGUGCAACGCACUGCCCCGAGAUGCCGCUGCACCAUCGCACUGCCAAUGACGGCCCCUGAUGUCAGCGAUGACCGCACGGCAUAUCCAUCGAUGCUCUUCGCACGUGCCCAUCUGCUGACGAAGAGGCCGCCCCUGCCAGCCAUCUACCGCGCCAUCCGAACCGCCAUCCGUGACGGCCGUACAGCACCGAUGACCCGUCCAGGGCUUGCCUCCUCGUCCCAGGCACCGACGUGUCGUGCUGGUGUGAAGAUUGCAUGCACAGCACGUACUCUGGCAACAUUGAGUCGAUGCAUCCCACUUGCGUAUCGAAAAGAGGGUCGCAACCAUAUCCUGUUUGAGUACAGUGACGCACCAUGUCUCCCCUGGCAUGCAGAACACGCCAUCGUCGCCAAGGUUGGCCUGAGCGAAUUCCACCAUCGCAAUGGCCUCGGUGUGUCCAUGCCACUCUUCUCCAUGGUGACAUUCAUUCAUUCACACCGGAGCGACGCGUUCCGCCCGCACAAACAGAAAGUACCUCGUCACCUUCAGAGACACCAACCAAGUCUGCUCGUUCUUGGUGCCAUGUGCAACCACCUCCCCAAGCUGCACAAUGGCAGGGGCAUUGUGUGGGUGUACGCGUGUCGGUGGUUUGGCGAAGAGCGCAUGGGCCGUGAGGGGAAGGGUGGAUAUGACCCCUCGUGUAAGCAGGCAGAGGAAGAGUUCAACAAGUACAUGUACACGGAACUGGCGCUGGAGACCAAGUUUGGGCUCAUCGUGGAAGCAUUUGGGUACCACCCCUUCAGAUCAUGGCUGCGGGUACCAUCCCCGUCAUUGUCGUCGAUCACUACGUGCUGCCCUACCAGGACCUGCUGGACUGGGAGACGUUCAGCAUCCGCAUUCCCGAGCACAGGCUCCUCGAGCUUCCGAGGAUCCUGCGGUCGAUCCCUGAUGAGGUGGUGGAGACGAUGCAGAGACCCGUUGUGUUUGUGUUUGAGGAGUUCUUCAAGUCCCUCUGUACCCAAGUGCACACAGGAUCACCCUGUUCAGCGGCGACAACGCGUGGCAGAGGGCCUUGAGCCAGCAGCUGUCACCCCUCCCCCUCCAUCAACCAACCACCACUGCUCUGGUGGGAUGAACAGACGGGCGUUGCCAUGUGAUGACCAUCCAGCCACGCUUGUGCGGCUGUGGAAGCAGCAGCACCAACACACACCACAAAGCAAGCGAGCGAUGAACAACCAGCUGCUUAUCUUCCCCUCUCUUUCUCGCCCUCCCUGGCGGCCAUCACAACAACAACAACAGCAGCCAACACACCCUCCACCGCCGAUGUAGCAGCAACAGAGAAUGCACCACCACCACCACUUGCUGCUGAACGCAUCCCAACCAAGCAAGCAAGCAAGCAAGCAACCCAUCGCCCACUGCUGCUGGCGGAAGCUGGCUGUUUGCUGCUGGGAACAGGUGGCGACAG